AUCGUAACAAAUUUCCUAAUCCUAUUGGAAAUCGGCGUUUAUCCAAAUUCCCUUCUUCUUUCUGUUUUGUAAUUUCUCUAUAAGUUGUUGAGUCUCAGAGUUUAGAUUUCACAAAUCACUUCCCAAUCUUCUUCUUCAUCAUCACAUCAAUUCUCUAAUUCCUUUUUGUUGCUAUGGAUGUUGAUUUGACUCCUCAAUUGCCGAAGAAGAUCUAUGGCGGUGAUGGAGGUUCCUACUAUGCUUGGUCUCCCAAGGAGCUUCCCAUGCUCCGUGAAGGAAACAUUGGUGCUUCCAAGCUUGCCCUCGAGAAGAAUGGCUUCGCUCUCCCUCGCUACUCUGAUUCCGCCAAGGUCGCUUAUGUUCUUCAAGGUAAUGGAGUAGCUGGAAUUAUUCUGCCGGAAAAGGAGGAGAAGGUGAUCGCAAUCAAGAAAGGUGAUGCGAUCGCUCUUCCGUUUGGCGUCGUGACGUGGUGGUUCAACAAAGAAGCCAUCGAUUUGGUGGUUUUGUUCUUAGGUGACACAUCGAAGGCUCACAAAUCAGGUGAGUUUACCGACUUCUUCCUUACCGGUGCCAAUGGAAUCUUCACCGGCUUCUCCACGGAGUUCGUCGGGCGAGCCUGGGAUAUGGAUGAGGCAUCGGUGAAAACUUUGGUGAAAAACCAAACCGGAACCGGAAUCGUGAAGUUGAAGGAAGGAACGAAGAUGCCAGAGCCGAAGCAAGAGCACCGAAACGGAAUGGCAUUGAAUUGCGAGGAGGCGCCGCUGGAUGUGGAUGUGAAGAACGGAGGACGAGUUGUGGUUCUGAACACGAAGAAUCUGCCGCUGGUAGGGGAGGUUGGAUUGGGAGCAGAUCUGGUUCGAUUGGAUGGAAGUGCAAUGUGCUCGCCUGGAUUCUCAUGUGAUUCGGCAUUCCAGGUGACAUACAUCGUGAAAGGAAGCGGAAGAGCGGAGGUUGUAGGAGUGGAUGGGAAGAAGGUUCUUGAAACAAGAGUGAAAGCUGGAAAUCUGUUCAUUGUACCGAGGUUCUUCGUGGUAUCGAAGAUUGGAGAUCCGGAAGGAAUGGAGUGGUUCUCCAUUAUCAGCACUCCCAACCCUGUUUUCACUCACUUGGCUGGCAGCAUCGGCGUCUGGAAAUCUCUGUCGCCGGAAGUUAUUCAGGCAGCCUUCAACGUCGAUGCUGAUUUGGUGAAGAACUUCUCUUCCAAGAGGGCUUCCGAUGCCAUCUUCUUCCCUCCUAAUUAGAUUCAUCUUCAUCUUCUUCAAUAAAGUCUCUGUUUUUUUUCUGUAGAUUUUCCUGUUCUGUUUCUCUUCUGCUUCUAUAAUCUUCAAAGUUUGAAGUACAUUAAUAAUAUGAUUUCUUUCUUUCUUUC
Benincasa hispida (wax gourd) is the source of this 1369-nucleotide messenger RNA. Its product is annotated as glutelin type-D 1-like. Gene Ontology annotation, molecular function: nutrient reservoir activity. Lineage: Eukaryota; Viridiplantae; Streptophyta; Magnoliopsida; Cucurbitales; Cucurbitaceae. The record is from RefSeq and is a predicted model, not a curated record.